Rana temporaria (common frog) is the source of this 2919-nucleotide messenger RNA. It is a transcript of the gene DARS2, whose product is annotated as aspartyl-tRNA synthetase 2, mitochondrial. The coding region runs from base 308 to 2227 and encodes 639 amino acids. Gene Ontology annotation, cellular component: mitochondrion; cytoplasm. Gene Ontology annotation, molecular function: aspartate-tRNA ligase activity; ATP binding; nucleic acid binding. NCBI's taxonomy places the organism in Eukaryota, Metazoa, Chordata, Amphibia, Anura, Ranidae. Gene Ontology annotation, biological process: aspartyl-tRNA aminoacylation. The record is from RefSeq and is a predicted model, not a curated record. The transcript has 18 exons.
AUGCCCUCAGUAAACAUGGCUACUGUGUAUGCUUGGGUUCUUCCGUGUCCCGUAUGAUGACCGCUGUGUUCUGGUCGGUGCUGUACCGGGAGAUUGGUGUUGGUCAGUCUGAGUGUGCGGUUUGGAGCUGAGAAGUCAGUUUGUGUGUGGGUGUGAGCGCUCCAGGGGAUAUCACGUGCUCCUGGUACCCGGAUACUGACAGUACCUUGCUUUCUAAGGAGGAAGACGUCCCUAGAGGAUCCGUGUUCAGUUGUCAUAUCACAGGCAUAUUGAAUGCAAUCAGUGGACGGCCGUCCCAAUUGAUGUUAUGAUGGCUCUUCGUGCUGGUCUCAGGUUAUUCAUUGGCUGUGCAGCUGUAAGCAGGCGACAGGUUAUCAGAAGCUUCUGCCUGGUGCACAGAAUACAGGCUGCCAGUUCUGGUCAUGAAGGUCCUAGAACUCCAGAUUUGAGCAGCUUUGUUUCUCGGUCGCACACAUGCGGAGAGUUGAACACGGAUCACGUGGGUCAGGAAGUCACGUUGUGUGGGUGGCUCCAGUAUCAGAGAGGGGAUAUGUUCCUUGUACUGAGGGAUUUUCAUGGACUGACACAGGUUAUUCUUCCAUCAGGAGAGUUUGGCUCCGAGGUCAGAAAGCAGGUGAAAGAGACCCCUUUGGAAUCUGUGCUCCUGGUAAAGGGGAUAGUGAUAGGCCGCCCAUCUGGUCAGGAGAAUCCUACUAUGCCCACAGGAGCCAUCGAAGUUCAGGCGGAACAAGUGCAGAUCCUGAACCCGUGCAAACCGCUGCCAUUUGAGAUUAAAGACUUUGUAAAGAAAACAGAAGCUCUGAGAAUGCAAUAUCGUUAUCUGGACAUUCGCAGUGCCCAGCUCCAGUACAACCUCAGGAUAAGAUCUAAGAUGGUGAUGAAGAUGAGAGAAUAUCUGUGUAACCAGCAUGGGUUUGUGGAUGUGGAAACACCAACUUUAUUUAAAAGGACGCCUGGGGGUGCCAAAGAAUUUGUGGUGCCAACCCAGGAGCGUGGCAAGUUUUAUUCAUUGCCCCAGAGCCCCCAGCAGUUCAAACAGCUUCUUAUGGUUGGUGGUCUGGACAGAUACUUCCAGAUUGCCCGUUGUUAUAGAGAUGAAGGAUCCAGACCAGACCGACAGCCUGAAUUUACGCAGGUUGACAUAGAAAUGUCUUUUGUAGACCAGUUGGGGAUACGGCGGCUGGUGGAGGGAUUAUUGCGAUAUUCCUGGCCUGAAGACAAGGGACCCCUUCCAGAUUCAUUCCCCAUUAUGACGUAUGCAGAGGCCAUGAGCAGCUACGGUGUGGACAAACCUGACACCCGCUUUGAGAUGAAGAUUACUGAUGUAACGGCACAGAUGAGGACAGCCCAGCUGGGAUUUGUGCAGGAAGCACUUGGAAAACCCCAUGGAUGUGUGAAAGCCAUCAGAGUACCUGAGGGAGCGAAACAUAUUAAGGGUAAACGUCUGGAUUCCAUGGUGGAGAUGGUCAAAAAGCAGUUUGGACAGGAAGUGAUGACAAUUGCUGUGCGAUCAGAUGGCUCCUGGAAGACUCUUCUUGUCAAAUACCUGGGUGAAGAGCAGAGGCAGGAUCUUGCUCGUGUCACUGGGGCAGUAGCUGAAGAUCUCCUCUUAGUGGCUGCAGGGCAGCAUGACGCAGUGUGCACCGCUUUAGGAAAGUUGCGUCUGGAUGUAGCAUCUCGGCUAGAGGAAUGUGGGGUGUUUCUCCGUGACCCCAAAAGUUUCCAUUUCUUAUGGGUUGUCGACUUUCCACUCUUUCUCCCCAAAGAAGACAAUCUAGAAGAGUUGGAAUCGGCUCAUCAUCCCUUCACAGCUCCUCACUCGGAGGACAUGGACCUUCUGUACACAGAGCCGGCCAAGGUACGCGGCCAGCACUAUGACCUAGUCUUAAAUGGUAAUGAAAUAGGAGGUGGCUCCAUCCGCAUUCACAGUGCAGAACUGCAACGCUGGGUCCUCCAGGAUGUUUUAAAGGAGGAUGUUGGUCUUCUCUCUCAUCUCCUGGAGGCUCUGGAGUCAGGAGCACCUCCUCAUGGUGGGAUUGCAUUGGGAUUGGAUCGCCUGAUUGCCAUUAUCGUUGGAGCACGAAGCAUACGUGAGGUUAUUGCUUUUCCAAAAUCAUUUAGAGGCCAUGACCUUAUGAGCAACGCACCCGAUUAUGUUUCCCCCGAAGAGCUCAAGCCUUAUCAUAUAAAGGUUACAGAUAAGUGAAGAUGGAUCAUUAAGUGACUUCUAUGAUGGGGUUCUGUGCCCAUGGAAGCACAUCAGUCUUCCCCUUUGUACAUUUUAUACCAGAUAAGAGUCGCAUUUCCUGUAAUGUUGCUGAUGGGUCACUCUGGAUACAUGUUAUCUCAUGCUGGCAUCACCAGUGACUAACCUAGCUAGACGGAAUCUGGUGUUUACAAUCUACCGGUGAUGUAGUCCCCCUUUCAUCCAGCGGUGCAUUCCAUCAGGUAUGUGAGAAGAUGAGCACUUUAUUAUAUUUAUAAAAUCAGGAAUUACAUGUCUAAAUUACUGCUGCUGUUUAUUAUGUAUGGGAAUGAAAGAACUGGCUGUGCGAUGCAAGAAAUCCGAUUCUUUUCAUGGUUCCGGUGCAUACGAGUGAGAAUGUGGUUGCUAUAAAACACACACACUUCUUUCAGACCCUUUUAAAAUAUGAGGACUUUGUUUACUGAAGCAUUGCUAACAAUCUGAUGUACUGUAUUUGCCAAGAACUUUGUUUUUUGCUACCAUAGAAUGAUUUUAUUUUUUUCCUGUUACCGCAAGUCUAAUAAAACUAUGAACAUUUUAGUUCAAGAAUAUUUAUUACGGCAUCUGUUGGCCAACAUACAGCGGUGAUAUCUGUUACUGCUGCAUCAUUGGAAUACAUCUACUAAACAAAGUGCAAUAUCCUUUGGGCUGUA